UCAGUGUUACAAGUGACAGUUAUAACUACAGUAGCAGAUCAUUAUUAUGUCUUUCUUGUAAUUAUACUGACGUUUGUUUUCAACAGGAGUCGGAGGGCUUAUUAUAUUCGCCAUCACUGAAUAUAGGAAAAAUAUGGCUGGAAAAAAGAGACCUCCUGAACUUCAGUUAAAGUUAAAGAUGGCCAAGAAAAAAUCCCUCAAUGGUGACAAGGUGCAAGCCAUCAUAUUGUUAAAGGAAGCUCUGGGACUGAUACAUGAUUACCUGGAGGAAAUUAAAAAAUAUUCUCCUAAAGACUUAAAUGAACAGGAAGGCAAGGAUAAGAUCAAAAUACAAAAGUACCUAACAUAUGUGUUGGAUGAGUUAGCAAAUCACACAUUUGAGCUUCAAAGAUGGAACGAGGCUGAGCACUAUUUCCGCUUGUUACUGAGAGACCUUCUGUCAUCAGAAACUCCAAAGGAAGAUGACAGUGUUGUCGAAGUGUCACUCAAACUCUCCAUAUCAUGUGCACACCAAGACAAGCAUGAUUUAGCUUUACAAGGUUUUCAGUGGACUACUGACACCAUACAAAAGAAAAUUGAUGAGAUUCCAAAUGCAUCAGACAACAGUAAGGCACUUUUAGGCGUGUGUCUGGAGGCGUGGGGUACCUACCUCCUGUCACAGGACCAGCCUGGAAUGUGUUAA
Orbicella faveolata is the source of this 682-nucleotide messenger RNA. Its product is annotated as tetratricopeptide repeat protein 19, mitochondrial-like. The record is from RefSeq and is a predicted model, not a curated record. Gene Ontology annotation, cellular component: mitochondrial inner membrane. Lineage: Eukaryota; Metazoa; Cnidaria; Anthozoa; Scleractinia; Merulinidae. Gene Ontology annotation, molecular function: protein binding. Gene Ontology annotation, biological process: mitochondrial respiratory chain complex III assembly.